AUGUCAGUGGAGGCGCGGGAUGUGGAGGUUGAGGUCGACCUAUCGAAGCUCAUCGACGUCGGUCUCAGUUUCCUUCCCCUGCAGCUCACCAUUAAGGACAUCCUUCAGCGGCUUUCACAUCUGGAGAAGGAGAACGCCACGCAGAACAAUCACAUCGCCCAGCUGACGGCGAACAUGGCAGAGCUGGAGGCAGCGAACGAAGCCCUGCAGGAAGCUCAGCAAGAGCUUGCGGCUGCUGCCGUCGCGCAGGGCCCCGUGACCGUUCACGACAGCGUCAAGGAGGGCAAGGACGCUGAGGCAGAGCACAUGGCCAUCUGGGAAGAGAUGUCGCGGCUCAACGAGCUGCUCGGCGAGCUGCAAGACGACACCGAGCGAGGUCGGCACACCAUCGACGAGAUCUAUGCGGCUCGCAGGCAGCAGCACUACGCUGCAGGUACAGCGGGCGUCGUUUCACGCCACGCGUCGCUGAGCACUGCCAGCAAGUCCGCCGCCACUCCAUCUGCCCACUCGCUCGGCAAGGGUGCUAGGGGGUCUGGAAUGGCUUCCCCUGCGCGUGGCAUGAGCGCCGGCAGCGCCGCCACCUCUCAGAGACAACAAGACCCCGUCGAGGCUUCGGUGGUGUCGGUGCCGGUAGGUGACAUCAUCCUGAACAAGGCCCACGAAGCGCUCGAGCUGGUAUGGGAGGCUCCGUACUCUGCCUCCUGCGACUCCCGCGAGGUCAGCCAGCGCGCCGAGGGCGACCACGAAGUGGGCCUUCGUGGCAGCGAGGCUCGCGUUCAGUCCUCUUUGAGCGCGCUGCCCAUAUCCGUUAGUGGCGGUGCGCCUCCUCGCCGCGGUAUGUCUUCUGUGGAUGGCCCCUACGGACCUCAGGGUCGCUCGUCUGUUUCCUUCCUACAGUCUCGGCCCACCACUGUAUUGCAGGAGACCCGCACUGCUUUGUCAUCGCCCAAGACAACGUCUAACUCGUCUUUAAUGUGGACGGCGGCAGCGACUGGCGGUGAGGAUGCCGGCGAGCACCGUGAGGCGACCACCGCCAUCGUUGAGCCUGUGGCAUCUGUUCAGCAGCAACACCUGCGCCGGCCAAGCGUGUAUGCGGAGAAGCGCAUGGCAGUCGGUGCGGCGCGGCGCGUUUCUGCUCACAAUGCAGUCGGUGCCGGCGGCGCUUUUGAAAUCGGCUCGCCGACAACACCACCGUCUGUGUUCGACAAGCUCCGCCGCGACGGGGAGGAUAUCGCAUACCUGAACCGCGUCGUGGCCGAGAUUUUGGGAGAGAUGAAGGGGCUGCAGGAAGACGUUGGGCUCCUGCGUACGAACCACCCGGAGGCGGACGACGCGGCUACCUGGGCUGGUGUGGUAGUGGACAACGAUGACCUCGAUGGCUUGCGUCGACGAUUGGCACGCGUUGAGGGCGAUGCCAUGGAAGGCCGUAAGCACACGCAAGACCGCAACAGCCAGCUGCAGGGGGAGCUGGAUGAGCUGAAGAAGCAGCUGCGCGUGGCGCGCGGUCUCACAGAUGACGACGUGGACAAUCUGCGCCACGUCGUCAAUUUCGACGAGCGUUUGUCUCAGCUCGAGCAGCGCGUGCGUGCGUUGGAGGCUAGCCAGGGCAUGCUACGGGAACAGCUCGAGAGCGUACUCACCGUGGGCGAUGGCGCGUUGGAUGUGAAUGCUGUGCAGUUCGCCGCCCUUCAGGGUGCCGUCAAGGGGCUGGAGAAGCAGCUCAGUGAGCUGCUGGCUGCGCAGGAGGGCCAACGGGAUUGGACGGAUGACAUUCGCAAGCUAAACGAGGCCGUGAGGUCGGUAGAGGUGGCGGUUGAAUUGGCUCAGGACGCGCUGCAGCGCUUGCAGAGGGAGGCGGGCCGGCUGGACGAGGUGAAGGCGAACCGCACAGAGUUGCCGGAUGAGUCCCUUCUCGCGAAGGCGCAGCAACACAGCAGCAGCAGCGCCAGCGACGGGGCCGAUCUGGUCUCGCGCAUCUCGCGUGCUGAGGCGAAUAUCGAACGCCUCAGCGAGGGAAAGGCUGACCGCACCGCCCUCCACAAACUGCGCGAUGAGCUUAACGCUUUACGGCAGCUUGUUGAGCUGUCAAACGCACAACAUCGUGACAGCGGCGACGCCGAGGGCGGUAAGGCGAGCGCGGCGAUGGUGAACAUGCUUCGCGAGCUUCAAGGAGAUCUGAGCGCACUAAAGGAGGCGUACAACACGCGCUUCGCCGGCGGCGGGCUGGGCGGCGAGGAUGCCCAAAACCUGAAGGACCGCGUCGAGCGACUGGAGCACUGCAAGGCCGACGCUACCCUCGUGGCUAACAAGGCUGAGCGGGACUACGUUGAAAAUGCGCUGGAACGACUGAUGCGCGAGGUGGAGCAGGUAUUGAACGCAACUAACGCCGGCCUUAUCGACACCCUAGAAAAGUCACUCGGCAUUCUGCGCGACAUGAUCGACGGCAAGGCAACAAAGCAGGAUGUGGCGAACCUCCAAGGAUGGAUGGCAGAGUCGAACGUCGGCGGCGGCGCUGGCACGCCAGAUGGGCUGACUGGGUUCAAGGGCUUCCGCUGCCUUGGCUGCAACCGGCCAAUGGACAAUAUGCGGCCUCGCGCACUUCCAGCGACCAUGACCCCCUUCUUGAACCGCAAUCCGCAGAAUCAUCCGCAUGACAACGUUACUCGCACAAUCCAGCAGCAGCAGGCACCGCCACGUGUAGGGAGCGGCGGAGGUCAGGCUGCCUUUACUGGUGUCACCACCUCUUCCUUCCGCUCCGCCGGCAGCCCUGACGGGUCGUUCCACCGUAGCACCAAUAGCGAGCCGCUGCCUCCGAUAGAACCCAUGUAA
Molecule: messenger RNA, 2829 nt
Organism: Leishmania braziliensis MHOM/BR/75/M2904
Lineage: Eukaryota; Euglenozoa; Kinetoplastea; Trypanosomatida; Trypanosomatidae
Exons: 1
Coding region: 1-2829 (942 amino acids)
Source: RefSeq, a predicted model, not a curated record